Messenger RNA from Plasmodium gallinaceum, 1932 nucleotides. Its product is annotated as mitochondrial preribosomal assembly protein rimM precursor, putative. Lineage: Eukaryota; Apicomplexa; Aconoidasida; Haemosporida; Plasmodiidae. Gene Ontology annotation, cellular component: ribosome. The record is from RefSeq and is a predicted model, not a curated record. The coding region runs from base 1 to 1932 and encodes 643 amino acids. The transcript is spliced from 2 exons. Gene Ontology annotation, biological process: rRNA processing. Gene Ontology annotation, molecular function: ribosome binding.
AUGAAAAAAUGUAUAGUAAUAUUAAAAAAACUAAUAUUGAUUUUGAUUUUUCUGACACUAUUUAAAAGCUUUAUUUUUAGCUUAAAAUUGUUUGAAGUACCAAAAGACAUACCAUUAAAUAAGCAUUUUUUUUUUAUUAAAAACUCAUAUAAAAUUAAAAGAAAUAUUAGAAGUAAUUUAAAUAUAUACUUCUAUAAAAAUAUAUUUUUAAAAAAAUAUUUAUUUUUAAAUGAAUACUGUAAAAUAUUAAAUAAAAAAAAAAAUGUCCUUUUAUAUAAUUUUGAAAGUUAUGUAGAAGAUAAAAAAAAAAUAAAUAGAAUUCCGUUCUAUAAAAGUAAAGCAAAGUGCACAAGUAUAAUUUCCUUAUGUAUAGAUAAAAACAGAGAAAAAAUCAAGUUAUACUUUACUGAUAAUGAUAAAAACAAAAUAUUGGAAGAUGUAGAAAAUAAAAAUAAUUUAACCAUUUUAGAAAAUGAAAAAGGAGAUAAAAAAAAAAAUGAUAUACAAAACAAAAAAGAAAAAAAAGUUAUAAAAGAAAAUGAAGAACAAGAAAUUUUAACUAGAUCAUUUUUAACGGAUACAAAAUAUUAUAAAAGGAGUAAAUAUUCUAAGGCUGGAUUUUUAAAAAAAAAAAGAAAUGAUAAAUUUACAGAAAAAAAAGAAAACUGUACAUAUAACGAUUUUUUAAUUGAUGCAUAUAAUAGCUCUUAUACAGAAUCAAAGGAAGAUUUACUGAAGAAUAACAUACAAAAAAGUAUUGAAAAUGAAAAUAUUAGUUUAUCAAGUUUAUUAAUUAGAAAUUAUUUUUCUGAUGAUAAUCGAGCUAAUGAUUUAGAAUUAAUGAAUAAAAUGAAUAUGAACGAUAUGAAAGUAGCUGAUGUUUCAGGUACAAUUAAUACAAUAAAUGAAAAAAAAAAUGAACAAAGCAAUAAUAAAAUAUGUUUUAUGAAUGAAUUUACUGUUAUUGGAGAAAUUGUUGGUGUUCAUGGCUUGUUGGGUUACGUAAAAGUAGUUAGUUUCACCACUUUUAAUGAUAUCAGAUUUAAAAAUAAUUGUUAUAGAUAUCUUUUUAUGAAUAAUUAUCCUUAUCCCUUACCAAUUAAAAUAAUUGAAGUGAAAGAAUCAUUAAAAAUCAAUUUUCUUUAUAUUAAAUUUGAAGGUAUAGAUACCAGAACUGAUGCAUUAAAAUUGAAAAGUUGUUUAAUUUGUGAUGAUAAAAAGACAUUUCCUGAAAUUGGUGAAAAUAAAUAUUUAUCAACUGAUUUAUUAAAUUUCGAUAUUUAUAUUUUUAACGAUUUUACUAAUACAUCAAUAGGGAGUGUUUACAGUUUUAUAUCAAAAUAUGAUUACAUCAAUAGUAGAUCUAUACAAGAAAUAUCAGAUGAUCUUAUCAAAAUAGAAUUAAAUAAAAAUAUAUCUUUAACAGAGGUUUUUAACAUUAUAAAUAUAGCUAAAUCAAAUAGUAACUAUAAAUGUGAAAAUUAUUCAUCUAUAAAAAAUUGGAAGCCUAUUAAUGUAUUGAUAAAUAAAAAUAAUUUUAAUAUUUAUGAAGAUAAGGAAAAUAAUUUAAAUAAAUCAGAAAAAGGAGACAAAUAUUAUAAUGAUACUUUAGAUAAUUUAGAAGGGUGUUCUUAUAAAAAAAUAUAUAAAUGUGAUUAUUGUGAUGAUGUUUUUGAUAAUAUAAAAGAAGCGAGCACACAUGAAAAUUCUCAUUUUAACAGUGAUGAAGAGUUAUUGUAUAAUACUUUUGAAACAAAUAAUAAAAAGGAAAAAAUUUAUGAAGUGAAACAAAUUGAUUUAGAAAAAGUUAAAAAUGUAGAAUAUUUUUUUAUUCCUAUAGUAAAAGAAAAAACAAUAAGAUCCGUAAAUUAUGAAAAUAAAAAAAUAUACUUAGAUAUAUCUACUGUUUUUUUAAUGGAUGAUCAGAAAUAG